This is a messenger RNA of Coniosporium apollinis CBS 100218, 555 nucleotides long. RefSeq lists its product as uncharacterized. The transcript is spliced from 3 exons. The record is from RefSeq and is a predicted model, not a curated record. Bases 1 to 555 code for a protein of 184 amino acids. Lineage: Eukaryota; Fungi; Ascomycota; Dothideomycetes.
AUGCCUGGAGUCCCCCCAGAUGCGUUCGACCAGGUCAAGAAGGCCUUCAAGGGCAUGUUCAGCAGAAGGAAGAGCAGGCAGGCCGCUGAACAGCAAUCCGCUGAACAGCAACCCACUGCUACGACGUACAACGAUCCGCCCGCCCCAACCACACCUCCGGCACCAGCACCAGCCCAAGCUCCAACUCCGGCUCCAGCCGCUGAGAGCUCGAAUAGACCUGCAUCUCCAGCGCCUGCAGAGCCAGCGCCGUCGUCUGGCGCUGCGGCUGAAAGCUAUGAACCGGCGGCUCCAUUGGCUCCGGUAGCGGAUCCAGCCGUCGCAUCCGCUGCACCUACAACAGCUUCAAAGGCUGCGCCCCCAGCUUCGGCUCCUACAUCCGCACUCGACGGCAGCUCAGACAACAGACCUACCGAGACGGAAGCUCAGCCAACGGGAGAGGCACCUCUACUCGCACCGUCAUCCCGUGAUCCGGCCCCGGGUAUGUCCGCUACCUCCGGCCCGCUGGACGACAACCCGGCCUAUACGGCAACCGGUCCUGGGAGGACCGGCCAGUAG